This is a messenger RNA of Solanum tuberosum (potato), 363 nucleotides long. Its product is annotated as non-classical arabinogalactan protein 31-like. Bases 1 to 363 code for a protein of 120 amino acids. The transcript has a single exon. The record is from RefSeq and is a predicted model, not a curated record. Lineage: Eukaryota; Viridiplantae; Streptophyta; Magnoliopsida; Solanales; Solanaceae.
AUGGCUAUCAUAUCAGGGAAGUGGCUAUUUGUAGUUUCAGUUUUAGUAGUUAGCUCAUUCUUAGAGCUCACUAAUGGAGAUCAACUCACUGAUGAAUAUUCAUCUCAUGAAUCUUUAAGAUUUAGGAUUCCACAUCGACAUCGACAUGGACAUCGUCAUCGUCAUCCCCCUAGUCCUCGGCCUAAGAGGCCACCACCUACUCCGCCAACUGAGGAGCCACCAGUUGAGGAGCCACCAAUGAUUCCGCCACCAGCGCUUCCACCGUCAGUUGAGGACCAACCAAUGCCUUCGCCACCAGCGCUUCCACCAUGUCGCUGUGACGCACCGUCUCCAUCACCAUCACUAGUUGAUGAUCAGCCUUGA